AUGUCUCCAGGACCAAAAUUUCCGCAACUUAGUGUGUUUGAUCUAAAAAGCAAAGAUGCCAAGUAUAAGAGAUGGUCGCCCAAAAUGGAUCACUACCUUGUUAAACUUUUAGCUGAUGCCAUAGGCCGAGUUAAGGACAAAAAUGACAAGAAAGUGUGGGCACAUGUCACCAAUGGGUUAAGAGCAGUCAAUCCUCAAACUGUGUAUUCAACCUAUACCAAGUAUUCGUGCCAACAGCACUUAUUUCAUGUUAUUCACCAUCGCUACAAAAUAUGGUAUGCACUUAUGGUUCAUCAAGAUAAGGCUAACGCUUUCUCCUAUACGUGGAAUAGCGAAUUGGGCAAGAUGGAAUUGAUAAAUGAGACAACCCAAACAAAAAUCAACGACGAAAAUGCUUUAAAGGAUAUACUAUACCGACAAGCCUUGCCGCUUCCAUCGUUAUCUCAAUUCAGUAAAGGUUUGGUUAUCGUGAACGAGAUGUUUCUCACCGAUAACUUGAGAUACAUGUCUCUAUAUCACAGUGUUGUCGUACCCUAUUUGAUAGAAGUGGAUUCUCGUUACGCCGAUAUCGAAGAUUAUAAUGCGAUACUUCUCAAAAAUUUCCAAGGUGUUCACUUUGAAAGUCCUGGGCUUGAAGACGAAAUAGGGUUCAUGGAUACCAUCAGCGAUAAGUCGGGUGGGAAUCUAACGCUUGAAAGCACAAUGGUAUCAGCAGCGAUUGCUGCAGUUAAUUCACCUUCGGUGAUUAUAGCAAAUGAAGAUUACCCCGUCUACGUGAAAGAUAGAAAAUGGUUCAGUAGGCUCAUAGCCCUCCACGAAAAGAAGUACAUUACCUCUGACGAAGUGUUGGCCGUUAGCAUUGGAGUUCGAGACGGCAAGGUUCCCUUGUUCAUGCUUAAUAUAUUAGACGCAUCAUAUGGCGAAGCUAGCCAGUCCAAGGAUGAACCAGACGACAUAGUGGCCUCUAGGGUAAGGACUUACAUGCUACCCUUGGUAUAUCAAUAG
Molecule: messenger RNA, 1005 nt
Organism: Meyerozyma guilliermondii ATCC 6260
Lineage: Eukaryota; Fungi; Ascomycota; Pichiomycetes; Serinales; Debaryomycetaceae
Exons: 1
Coding region: 1-1005 (334 amino acids)
Source: RefSeq, a predicted model, not a curated record